Molecule: messenger RNA, 306 nt
Organism: Meloidogyne enterolobii
Lineage: Eukaryota; Metazoa; Nematoda; Chromadorea; Rhabditida; Meloidogynidae
Source: the annotation of a GenBank genome assembly
AUGGAUAACGCCAGGCCGCACACCUCGGCAAAGACACUCCAGCAUAUCACGGAAACACUCCGAUGGCGUCUGAUUCCUCAUCCGCCUUAUUCCCCAGACCUUGCUCCUUCUGAUUUUCAUUUAUUUCGAUCUUUAAAAAUUUUUCUCCGUGGCCAGAACUUCAAGAAUUCCGAGGAUGUCGAAAAUGCCAUUGGCUUGUAUUUUGUCUCCAAAAUGCAAACUGGUUUUUUCGAAUGCGGAAUUCGCAAACUUCCCCAUCGCUGGCGUGAUGUAAUUGACUUAUCUGGUGAUUAUCUCGUUGAUUGA